AGCAACUGCAACUGCACCGCCUUGACAGAAGAACGAAACAAGGCGAUAGCACCGACGACAGCGGGCCGCAUCUUAUGACUGAGAGGUGCAGGCAAGACGUUGUCGCACGUGUACCUUGGCGUAGAAAUCCAUAAAGAGACGAGAAAAGCAUCCGUGUCUGCGGCGCAGUACAGCACUCUCUACAGCUUAGGCGCCUGUGUCUCUUCCCACGUCAGCACUGCCACACACAUGGACACACAAAUGGAUCCUUCUCAGCGGCGAUUUACCGACUCUCUCAGCAACCUCGAUGAUGCAGAGACGGUCGAACUUCUCUCUCAAGACAGCGGCUCCACCGUGUCAUCGACACCACCGUUACGCGAUAGCUGCUCAGAGGACGCGGCGUGGCGCUUGAAUGCGCCAGAGGAGCAGCUGCGACGACGCGCAGAGCACCAUCUCACAUCGGUGCCGGAGCUGCGACGUGCACAGGACUGGAAUGAGCUGAUCAACCCUGCAGAGUCAAAGAACGGCUUCACGGCUGUUUCUGCUACGUCUGCGCCUGCAUGGGCCGAUGCACAUCCGAAUGCUGCCGUGAUCUUCCUUCGCUGGCACGCGUACCCUUCCUCGCUGCUGGCGGAUAAAGCGAGUUGGGCAUCACCGUGGGUGCCCUACACCGCCUCUCUCCCGGCACUGUGCUCUUCGAGUGCGGGCGGCGUCGCGGACACGCACACGGCCAUUACGGCAACACCGAGCAGCGGCGGUCUGGACAGCGGCGUGCACGCACAGCAGACGCACCCGAUGGGCACUGUGCAGUUGCGCAUCGGCCGGUCUGCACUAACAGACUGUGCCACGGAGAGUGAUAGAUUGGGCAGCGAAGAGCGUGCGGUGGUGCGAGAGGCGGCAGCGUCCAUCUCCCGCGUCCACUGCGCGGUGCAUUUGAAUUUCACGCGGGCGAAUCGAUCGACUACUCUGCCGGCGGGCGACAACGCGGAGCGCCGCCGCUGCUGCCCCACGUCUCCCCGGUGCCAGUCAUUCGACGUCUGUGCGGUCUCACCAGCUACCUCUCUCAAUGGAGUGCCGCUGCAUCCGCACCAUCGAUAUCACCUGCACACAGAGGACGCGUCUUGCUGCCCGGACGGCGUCGUGACCUUGAAGCUGGGGCCGCUGUGCUCCGUGGAUGUGGCGUUGAGAGGCCCAUCGACUUCCAAGCACGGUUCUCCUGCACAGGAGCGGGCUUUGGGAAGCCUCGCACUGCACCGUCCGCCACCGCGGCAGCCGCCACCUGCCACACGAGACCGCCCCACCGCCGCGCUGACCCGUAGCUCCACCACUUCUCUCAUGACUGGAGAAAGCACCGUCGUACUCGCCACGCUGUCAGACCUUUCGGAGCCGGUAGCGCUGAGCGACGGAGAGGGCGAAGAGGUCAGCGACCGACAGCCACUCCUGCAGAGCCCAUCGGAAGAGACCGUUGCAGCACAGGCGCUCCUUGACGACGCGCACAACGAUCGUGUCCCGCCUCUCUCAAAGCGGCGUAAAUCGGCGAAGCCCAGCGCGAAACCGGCAUCCGCGAUACCGGCGAAUGCACGGCGAUCUCGUCUGGAGGUCCUCACAGACGAAGACGAUGACGACGACAGUGACGCCGCAGUCUCUGCUGUGCCAGCGCCGAGUGAGUUCGUGCUCUUUACCACGGGUCUACGCCUCUCCGAUGAGGAAGAGCGUGAAUUAAAGGUCCUUGGCGCGCUGGUGAACCCGCACCUGCGCUUUGCACGCCACGCCCAGCUGCUCGUUGCACGGACGCCGCUGGCGCGGAGUGUGAAGCUGCUGACGGUGCUGCCAUUUGUCCACACAGUGGUGCAACAGAGCUGGCUGGACACGGUGCUCCACACCCACUCGCUGGCCAUCCCACUGGACGGCUUUCGCUACAGCGAGCGCAAGUUGCCUGGCAGCAUCGAAAGCGAGAACAACUUCGAUCUGCGCGAAACACUCGCAAAGGAGCCGCAAGACCGCCAGAAGCUGCUGUCUGGUCAGCGUUUCUGGGUGCACAAGGCGGCGACGCCGCAAGACCCGCCGCUCAACGACUUGAAAACCGUUCUGGCGGCGUCGGGUGGGGUGGCGACGCGACGUGUGAGCGAUGCGAAUGUGCUGAUAAUGCCGCAGCAGCGACCGGCGUUGAAGUGUUGGAAGUCUCUUCUGGAGGAAGUGGGCGGGGCCGCGGCGUUGGCGCAGAGACGGCAAUCCGGACUGCUUCUGGUGGCACCAGACGACGUCUUCAGAUGCGUGCUGCAGCAGCGUCCUCUCACCCGCUCCACCGUCGUCAUCCCACGUACACAGCUGUCUGGACUACGCGCCGACAACGACACGAGUAGGGGGCGUGCGAGCAGCAGCAACGCCAGUAGUAAGAAGAGCUGCGGUGGCCGUCGCUCUUCGCAGGGCACGCGUAAAACACAGCGGAGCUCCACGUCGCAGCGCUCGCCUCGUGCGGGUACGCGGCGGCGGAGCUCGUAA
Molecule: messenger RNA, 2481 nt
Organism: Leptomonas pyrrhocoris
Lineage: Eukaryota; Euglenozoa; Kinetoplastea; Trypanosomatida; Trypanosomatidae
Exons: 1
Coding region: 229-2481 (750 amino acids)
Source: RefSeq, a predicted model, not a curated record